Messenger RNA from Prinia subflava (tawny-flanked prinia), 2617 nucleotides. It is a transcript of the gene GTF3C6, whose product is annotated as general transcription factor IIIC subunit 6. The transcript has 6 exons. The coding region runs from base 1688 to 2275 and encodes 195 amino acids. Gene Ontology annotation, biological process: transcription by RNA polymerase III. The record is from RefSeq and is a predicted model, not a curated record. NCBI's taxonomy places the organism in Eukaryota, Metazoa, Chordata, Aves, Passeriformes, Cisticolidae. Gene Ontology annotation, cellular component: transcription factor TFIIIC complex.
GGGAGACACCUUUGAUAGAAAAUAAAAGUAUAGCAUAUGGAAAAAACACCAGGAAAAUUACAAAACCAGUGUAAGACUUGGAAUAAUGUAGAGCAAUAUUGUAGCAAAAUGUGGAAUAUGAAAAAUUUUCUCAAGAAAGGAUGUUCUUUAAUGUUUGAUCUUCGUAUACAUGCAACCUAAUCAACAAGAAGAAAGAUCUAGUCUGUGAAACAGACAGCAGCCCACAAGCUCUAAGUGAUGUCCAGGGGUUAAAAAGACAAAUCACUGGUUGGUAGAAUUGUCUUGUUAAGCUUUAGGGCCUGACAGGUUUCAGUGAUCUCACACCUAGAGGGAGGUUAACAGAGUUGGGGAGAAGGAUUUACCACUGACAGCAGACACAAAAAAUGCAGAAUUUAUGGGCCACAAGGACAUUGGGCAGAAUCCCCAAGAUAAGGAAGACAUUAAGCAAGACACAACAGGAGAUCCCGACCACCGACUCACAGAUCAUUGACCCAAAAAUCCAUCAGCCCAAAAGAAGAGAAACACCACGGGACUGCUCAGCAUGAGAAGUGAGAGAAUCAUUAACCAAUACAAGAUAGAACACUAAUUAAUACAAGGAUUAUGUAACAUGUAGCCAGUGAACACUAAUUCCUGUUUGCUGAAAUGUACAAAUAGUAAAAAAAGAAUUAUAAUUGUUGUGCUUGAUUUGUGGAAUUCCACUGGGCACCCAGGCUUGCAGAACUCUGAAAUAAAAUGAUCAAUGUCUCUCUCGCAUGUGUAAUUAUUGGCUUAUGUUGUAAUUAUUGUUGCACACUGGGAAACAAAACCGAUUUUUGUGGACAACCACAUCCUGCACUUAUAAAUUAAGUCAUUAUCUCAGAACCCCUGGUCAGAAGGAUGUAUUUGAUGGGAUGUAUUUGAACCUGUCAAGUUGACUAGAAAGCAUCAUGCAAAGGACACGAGUGGUAGAAACUAACUGCAUAUUUUAUUAGCUAAUAAAGGCUUUCUAAACUAAUGGUCUGUACCAGAAGCAGCAGGACGUUAUUUGUGUUCAUCAUAAGAUGUAUCUGGUAGCCCUUUUUUUGGAAGAAAAAAAAAAAGGAAAAAAAAAAAAGAAAAGAAAAAAAGAAAAGAAAAAAAGAAAAAAAAAAGGUGGGGGAAGGAUGGCACUUUAGGGAUUCCCAUUUUCCAGUCCCACCUCUGAGACACGAGGAGGCCUGGCAGGGCGCUCGGGAGUGCCACACCGCGGCUCGUGUUUCUGCUGCGCAGCGCUGAGCGGGGCGCGGCGGGCUCGGCGCGGCGCUCAGGGAGCAGCGGCGGCGCCGCGGGGCGGGGCCGCUCCGCUCUAAGAUGGCGGCGCGGGCCCCACGUGGUGCGCGCUGAGGCGGGCGCGGGGCGGGCGCUGGCGACAUGGCGGCGGCGGGCAGCGAGGGCGGGAGGAGCGACGGAGCGGAGGAGGACGAGGUGGAGGUUGGUGGGUGACGACACCGGGGCGCUCCCCAGCUCCGGGGGAAGGGUCCGGCCCCCCGCGGGGCGUGGCCCGGCCCCGCUCCGCCCGGCCGGCGGGGCAGGCAGGGAGAGGGGCCGGUCACGGACGGAGCGCGUUUCCCUGGGGCCGGCGCGUUUGUCAAUCCUCACAGCGGUCCCGUCCCCAGAGCUGUGUGGUUCUGGCUCGGGCUUCCCGGGAAACGGCGUGGAGCAACUGGUCAUGGUCGAGCUAUCAGGAAUUAUUGAUUCAGACUUCUUAGAAAAAUGUGAAAACAAGUGCAAGAUUUUGGGAAUAGAGACAGAGAGGCCCAUUUUACAAGUGGACAGAUAUGUGUUUGCAGGAGAAUAUGAAGAUACCUUGGGAACCUGUGUGGUUUUUGAAGAAAACACAGAGCAAGUAGAUGCAGAAGGCAACCAAAAAGUUCAGCUGAAAUACAAGUGCCACACAGUGAAGAAGUUGAACAUGACACGGACCCUUCUGACAGAAAAGAAGGAAGGUGAAGAGAAUGUUGGUGGAGUAGAGUGGUUGCAGAUCAAGGACAGAGAUUUUUCCUACAGCAGGCCUAAUAUGAUUUGCAGUUUUCUGCCUGAAAAGGAUGAUUCUGAGGAGUCAGCUCAGGCCCAAGAUAAAUUGACUGAAGAGUCAGAGGGAGAGGUGAGUGGCAAAGGAAAUUCUAACAUGAACUGUGACCUGGAAAAGCAGCACACCUUGGAAACAGAUGUCCCUAUUCCUCUGCCUGGCAGCUCUGCUUCUGGGGCAGAGGAAUCUCCUUCUGGAAAUGCUGCCUUAGAGGAUGUACCUCCAUGAUACUAACUCUGAUCUUUUCAGGAUUUCUUCACAGAAUUAAUGGGCCAACUUUUAUAGGCCAUGGCAUGGUUUCCACCUUAUCUGAAAAAAUGAAUAGUGGAAAAGCAGACAUUAUGUUCCUGUACAUUGCUUUUGUUGUUUGAAUUAUAGUGGCAAGGGCUUAAGUGUUUUUUAAAAUUAUUGACUGGAAAUGUAUGUAUCCCUACCUCAAAACUGAACAAGUGGAAAUGGUUACAUAGUUAAAAGAAAGUCCUACCUUAGAAAAGUGUUGAUGUAUUGUACAGUCUGAAACAUUUUGUAAAAAGAAAGAAACACCGUUGUUUAAAAUAAAGUCCUGAAUUU